Ilyonectria robusta is the source of this 3802-nucleotide messenger RNA. Its product is annotated as alkaline-phosphatase-like protein. Bases 1 to 3735 code for a protein of 1244 amino acids. The record is from RefSeq and is a predicted model, not a curated record. Gene Ontology annotation, molecular function: zinc ion binding; DNA binding; DNA-binding transcription factor activity, RNA polymerase II-specific. The transcript has 4 exons. NCBI's taxonomy places the organism in Eukaryota, Fungi, Ascomycota, Sordariomycetes, Hypocreales, Nectriaceae. Gene Ontology annotation, biological process: regulation of DNA-templated transcription; DNA-templated transcription.
AUGAUGGUUCUCAUUCAACUUCCCCGCCGAGCGGGUACUAAAAUCUGUCUUGAUUGGUGUAGGCAUCAAGCGGGGGAGGGGGCGGGACCCAAAAUUGAUCGGAAACGGAGAGAAGACAGCUCGAGGGCCGGUUAUUAUUCGUUGAAUACCCAGGUCCGAUGCGACGGCGGCCCAAACCCAUGCUCCAACUGCACCCGCCUCAGCUUCGCCUGCUCGUUCGUCGCCUCGCCCGCCGCCGCACCCGCGACAGCCUCAUCGUCCUCCCGCCCAGAGCGCCGCCGCGGCUCCCGCGCGUGUCUGCAGUGCCGCUCGCAAAAGUCGCGAUGCUCGGGCGACCUGCCGACGUGCGCCGCCUGUCGCGCGCGCCAGAAGGAGUGUGUGUAUCCGGAUCUCAAGCGGCCGCAGCGGUUUGUUGCUGGGAAGCCGUCGCCGAGCGCUCACGACUCGCCCGUUUCGCCGCGCGCGCUGCAGUCGUCGCCGUCGGAGACUCUCACCGACACUGGGUCGUUCUCGCAGCCGGCCGCUACCGUGGGAAUGCCCUCACUUGCAAACCUCGCGCCUGCUGCGUCGCCCGACGUCUCGUGGACGGGCUCCGUGUCCAACUCCAGCUUCAACGACACGCGCUCGCUGCCGCUGCCGCCGAUCCGCGACCAGCUGCACCUCAUCAACGACUUCUUCCGGCAUCUGCACCCGCUGCCCAUCUACGGCUUUCUGAACGAGAUCCCCGUCACCCAGCGCUGUCUGCAGGGCAGCCUCGACGAGACGCUGCUCCUCGCGCUGUGUGCCGUGUCGGCCAUGCAUCUCAAGUACACCAAGUACCACCCCGUCUCAACCGCCUCGUGGAUCCAGCGCGCGGAGGACAUGAUCUGGGCGCGCAUCGAGCAGCCGAGCAUCUUCCGCACGCAGGCGCUCAUCCUCGUCAUCCACUUCCGCAUCGAGGCCGGCUCGUUCCAGAAGGCCUACAUGCUGUUUGCCAUUGCUGCGCGCGCGGCCAGCGCUCUGCGGCUGCAGUAUGAGAGAAUCGACCUGGGACAUCUGGCGCAGGAGGUGCGGAGGCGGCUGAUGUGGUCGCUGAUGAUGCUCGACUGCCAGUUCUCCAUCGGGCUGCCAGAGUCGGAAAUGUGCUCGCACGAAUCCAUCUACCUCAAGCUGCCGUGCAAGGAGGAGGAGUUCCACGCUGACUACGACCGUGACGAAGCCGGCGGGGACAUGGCCUCGUCUAUGGACGGCGUGCAAGAGGAAGGGCUGCUCUCCAUCUACAUCCGCGAGACCAUGAUGCGCCGCGACGUCAUGAGACUCAUGCGCCAGGUGCGUCUCUCCGGACGCCCGAUGCCUCAGCUCGUCGACCUGGUGGACGAGUUUGCCAAGAGCCUGCAGCAACUCCCCAUUCCGCCGUACUCUGUGCAGCAUCUUGAGCGGCACUCACGCUCGCGAUGGCUCCUCAGAUACGUCGCAGUGCAUUUAUCGUGGCACCAAGCUCACUGCGACGUAUACAGGCUCUUCCUCUCCGGCUACAGAGAAGCAGCCCCCGCCAUUGUCAUAUCGGCUCACAACCCGUCUUAUAUCGAGAUGGCCGCAAGGCUGUGUCUACACCACGCCCAGUCAAUGAUAACCAUAUUGACCGAUUGGGACACCCUCGGAUGCUACCCUGUUGCUGCUCACUACGACAUCGCCGUCUGCGGCUACCACGCGUGCCGGCUGAUCCUCUUCCUCAGCAGAUCACCCCAUCUCCCGGCCGAGUCCAGCAUCACGCCCGAGGUUGCCUCUACGCAGGCGACUGCAAUCCUGGCCAUUUGCAAGCGGCUGUACAAAGACUCCGCACUGGUCGACCACCUGAUCAAGGACCUGGAAGCCGUGAUCCAAGCCCACGCCAACGGCGAGCCGGAGCACCGCCGCGACUCGUCCGACCCCGACGACGACAACACCAGCCACCAGCCUCGCUUCGCCGUCACGGUCCAGCGGCACAAGAUCCUCGGAGUCCACAGCGUCCUGCGCCGCGCGCGCUUCGUCGACGACAGCGCCGACUCAGCUGAAGCACCCGACAUCCAGGGACCCUCCAAAUACGCCGUCCCAGCAGACGCCGCGCCCGCCAGCUUCAAGUCAGCUGAGCCAUCGUCCAACAUAACCAUGCUUGGCGCGGCUUCGGACAUGGACACGUCGGCCUUCGAGUCCCUAGUCAGAGCAUCACUUGCAGAGACGCAAACGCCACUGGACAACACCGUGGAGACGCCACAGUUUGUCGUCGCUAGCGAGCCCUUCAACCUCGGGUCAUGGGAUACCACGCCCAACCUCGACCGCAUCGCCAACGAGGGCAUGCGCUUCGACCACUGCUACGUCACCAACAGCAUCUGCACGCCGUCGCGCGCCGCCGUGCUCUGCGGCACGCACAACCACGUCAACGGCGUCAUGACGCUCGACUCCAAGAUCAACAAGCGCAUCCCCAACGUCGCCAAGCAGCUGCGGUCCAACGCAAACUACCAGACCGCCAUGAUCGGCAAGUGGCACCUCGGCGAGGGCGAGGAUCAUGAGCCCACGGGCUUCGACCACUGGAGCGUGCUGCCCGGCCAGGGCGAGUACUGGGAUCCGGAGUUCAUUGAAGCCACAGGGAAGACGGCGCGGAUCCCCGGCUACGCGACCGACAUCAUCACCGACAAGUCCAUCGAGUGGAUGGACAAGCGCGACAAGAGCCGGCCCUUCUUCCUCAUGUGCCACCACAAAGCCCCCCAUCGAUCGUGGGAGUACGACUCCAAGCACAAAGACCUCUACAAGGACCCCGUGCGGCUCCCCGACACCUUCACCGACGACUACAAGAACCGCGCCAACGCCGCCAAGGUGGCCAAGAUGCGCGUCGCCGAGGAUCUCACCUACAACGACCUGGGCAUCGUGCAGCCCGAAGGUCCCCGCAGCGUCAUCGGCGAUAAGAUGAUCGACAUCUGGUGGUGGCAGGACCGCAAGAUCCCCGCGCCUGAGGACGUCACCGGCCUGAAACUGUUCUGCAAGGAGACGGGCGAGGCCUUCACCUUCCAGACGCAAAAGGAGCUCGCCGAGUGGAAGUUCCAGCGCUACAUGCAGCGCUACCUGCGCACCAUCCAGAGCAUCGACGACAACGUCGGCCGCAUGCUGGACUGGCUGGACAAGGAGGGCCUCGCCGAGGACACCAUCGUCAUGUACACGUCGGACCAGGGCUUCUUCCUGGGCGAGCACGGCUGGUUCGACAAGCGCUUCAUGUACGAGGAGAGCUUCCAGAUGCCCUUUAUGAUCCGCUACCCGCGCGAAAUCGCCCCCAAGUCGGUCUGCAAGGACAUCAUCUGCAACGUCGACUUCGCCCCGACCUUCCUCGACUUUGCGAACGCCCGCAUCCCCACGUACAUGCAGGGCGUGUCGUUCCGCCCCGUGGUCCAGGGCAAGACGCCGGCCGACUGGCAGCAGGUCGCGUACCAUCGCUACUGGAUGCACCGCGACAUCAUCCACGAGGCGUACGCGCACUACGGCGUGCGCGACCAGCGCUACAAGCUGAUCUACUGGUACAACGAGGGCUUUGGCCUCGAGGGCACGCGGCCCGGCGGCGAGGACAAGGAGUGGGAGCUGUUUGACUGCCAGGAAGACCCGCUGGAGCUGUUCAACUGCUACGGCGAUGCUAAGUACGCCGACGUGGUCAAGAAGAUGACUAAGAUGCUGGAGGACAAGAUGGAGGAGAUUGGCGACGAGACUGUCCACCUCAGAGUGCUGAGUUAGACGUAGAUUAAAAUUGUACUAGUAGAGGCGCCUUGACGCUGUAGACAAUGCAAAGACGUAAAAUUAA